Molecule: messenger RNA, 1722 nt
Organism: Colletotrichum navitas
Lineage: Eukaryota; Fungi; Ascomycota; Sordariomycetes; Glomerellales; Glomerellaceae
Exons: 3
Coding region: 1-1722 (573 amino acids)
Source: RefSeq, a predicted model, not a curated record
AUGCCUUCCUCUAUUCGCGUAGCAGACACCCUCCUCCUCCUCCUCCUGAUGACUCAGACCACGCAGGCCGGUCCAGUAAGACGUGUUGAGAGAUUCCUCAGGAAGGACUGGAAUACCACUUCCAGUGCAUUCACCACCAGCAGCAGUCUUGCUGUAAUAUCGAGCGUCGCCUCGGAUCCAGCAGACACCACUACCUCCGCCUUCUCUGUGACGGUACAAGAGGAACAGGAUGGAGUCACUCCGACCCCAAUAUUUGUGACCCUCGACGGCACGACUGCCAGCUCCCCAGUCACAUCACAGCCAUCAACCACACCAGAAGGCCGACCCCCUUCAACGACACCAGCUCAGUCGACCCCAGAAUCCCACUCAAUACCGGCAACAGAGUCUGGGCCGGCUUUGCCACCUCUCAUAUCGAGUACUAUCUCCUUGCCGCCACAACUCACAUCCGGUCUACAGAACGGAUCCUCUUUGUAUCCUGGCAACACCACCUCUGCACCCGCACCUCUAUCGCCAUCUGAAGGUGCUUCUUCCGCUUCUACGUCGACAGCGCCGCUGCAGUCGUCCAUAUCUUUCGCUUUUCCUGUCCCGGGUGGAACUCAAGCAGCUACAACAACCGUCGUGGAUCGGUCUGGAGUAUCCUCUACUCUUGCCUCUGUCCUAUCCAGCACCGCCAACGUCGAGGCAUCUUCCCCUUCCGCCUCAUCGACCACUAUCGCCACUGCGCCGACCACGGCAUCCCCAGUCCAGGGCCCUCCCGAGACACCCUCGGUUCCAUUGACACCCCCCUCGACCGUCCCUCUAUCAACGCCCUCACCCACACUCCGGGUCACCGGCACGCCCAACAACCAAGUCCCCACCAUCCAGACUUCCACCCCGGCCGCUUCGGCCACCGUUUCUCCCGAGAUCGCCGCUAGCAAUCUUGCCUCCGCAAAGGCCUUCAACGUCCUCUUCGCCUCCCUUACCGAGCAGUCCGCCUGUGCUGCCGGCCAGAUCGCUUGCGUCAAGGGCAAUGUUGGCAUAUGCGGCUCUAGCGGCGCUUUCGCUAUUCAGAACUGCGGGACAGGGACAUCCUGCUUCGCGCUGCCGAUGAGCACCACCGAGGGCGUUGUUGUUGGGUGUUAUGACCCCAAGGUGGCGAGUGGCAUCCUAGGCACGCCGGUAUCUGCCCCUGCUCCAGGCUCCUCGACGAGCGCGUCCGAGGUCGCAUCAGAAACAACUACGACCAUUACGCCCACAGUCAUCGCAACGUACACAGUCUCCAUCAUUCCGCCUGCCGCAAGUCCACAGACGAGCUCUGCAGUCCAAGCCCCGGGCUUCACCACCACCGUCGUUGUCACUAAGACCAUGAAGCCUGCACCUGCACCCUCAUCCACAACGACGGAAGAAGACGACCCACCUACAACAUCCACAUCCCGCCGACGCACACGCACCACAACGGCCGAGUCGUCGCCAGUAUCUACAACCACAGAGACGACACGACAAGCCACCCAGUCGAAAACAACCCCAGCCAGCCCAACAGGGACCUUUACAGACACCCUGAUUGUCAACCCCAUCCCCGACGAGACCAGCGGGCUUCCAACGGGCCUCGUCGGUGGCCUCGUACCGACGGCGCGUCUGCCGUUCAGCUUCGACGUCCCGCAGGGCACGCCCACCGUGACAGUUUUCGUGACGGUCACGCAAAAGGAGCGCGAGACAGUCACGGUCACCGUGACCAAGGGUUGA